CCUAAGUAGAAUUAGCAGAUGAGUAGAAGAGCAAAGAGUACAAAAGAAAAACUAAUUUUUAAAGUACCAGUAAGUCCAAACAUAUUAAAGAUAUCUUUGAAACUAGUUUCUUUUCCAUCAUUUCUAUGACCUAUAGCCUUUCUUUGUAUGACCUAUAGCCCAUGCUUGGUUGUCAUAGCAUUCCCAAUGUAAACAACAAAAUGAGGCUUGAAUGACUUGUCAUAGAAUAUAGAUGGACUGAUCUCAAAGGGUCUGCUUUCCUAGAGCUUAUACUAUACCAAGGCACUUUGUGCAAGUUUCCUUGGUCAUGUCUUGAGUAUCAAGGAAAGCCACUGUUCGACUAAGCAUGAAGAGGCUUCAAAUGUGCUUCUGAUAAAAUAAAGAAUGUGAAAGCGUAGAGAGGAAAGGGAAUUAAUACAUAAGUUUAAUAAUGGUGAGAAUGCUCAUAGUAAUCAUGAGAAGGUUACAUGUUAACUAUCCUUUUGUUAUUUCAACACUAUGUCAAAAGCCAUGUCUUUAUUACAUAAUAAAGCCGUAUGUUAAACAAAAACAACGAACUCUGACACUAUUACAAUGUACCGGAACAAUAAGGAGCCUGUACAAACAGACUGUAAAACUUGCAAUGCUUGCUCUGCAGAGACCACUGAGAGGCAUAUGCUAACUUCUGCUAUGGAUUCUGAAUCAAAGGACAGCUUAAUAGGAAGCUUUCUUCAGCCUCCAGCUAAAAUGAUUCCUGCACCCUUUGUUUGUGGAGAACCAAAGAAGUUGGCAGUUGCUGGUGACGGUGGGCCUUCUAUCUGCUAUAACCAAGCCCUGAGAACUCUACAAGAAAAGAUCCACUAUCUAGAGCUGAAGAGGUCACAUGCUGAGGAGAAUCUGUGCAGCCUUUCUGUAGCAGCUGCUCAGUAUAAGAAGGCCUUAGACCUUGAGUCCUUCAAAAAUGACACAGCACAUCACAAGCUGAUGCAACAGAGGAAAGAUGUAAGUGUGCAGUUAAAUGCAGCACAAUCCCGCUGCUCCCUGCUGGAGAAACAGCUGGAUUACAUGAGGAAAAUGGUUGAGAGUGCAGUACUGGAAAACAAAAUGAUUUUAGAACAACAGAAAGAGAAAAAUCAGAACCAGAUGGAACUGCAUGCAAAACUUGAGAAACUUGAAGUGCUAGAAAAAGAGUGUCUUAAACUUACUGCUACUCAGAGAAUUGUAGAGGACAAAAUCAAACAUUUAGAAGAAAAGCUUUGUAAAGAAGAGCGUCAGUACAAGCUAAUACAAGACAAAGCUGCUCAGCUUCAGACAGAAUUUGAGAUAAACCGAAUUUUGAUGCCUUUGGAUUCAUCUGAAAGUGAACUUAAAAAGAGAAGCAAGAAAAAAAAAAGCCCUAAGAAGAAAAAUCCUGUGAUGAAGGAAAUUCAUCUCCCACAAUUUCAUGUACAGGCAGGUGUGCUACCUUUUGUGGUUGGGAAGUCUGUCAGCUCCAGCCAUUCUCUUAGUGCAAAUGUGCAAAAUGUGUUGCAUAUUAUGAAGCAUCGCAAUCCACGUAUCUCAUCACAAAGACAAAUCCAAAAUAGAUCUGGAAUUUCAGGACAAACAACUCUUUCAAAAUCUGUAUCCUCAUCAUCUGCUGUCACCAGAAGACUUUCUGACUUUCUGUUGGGAAUACAAGAUGAGCUGAGCCAAAUGAGCUUCGAACAUCAAGUACUUCUGAAGGAGAUCCAGGAGACUCAGGACUCCAAAAUUCGUGAAGAUCUACAACAGAGGCUGAAUAACCUUGUAAAACAAAUGAACAGUAAAGGAGAACAAAUAUCCAAGUUGAAAAAACAUGAGAAAAGCGUGCAGAAAUUAAAGCGAAAGACUCAGAAAUUGAAGAAAGAGGCAGCUCAUGUCAAACCAAAAUGUGAUAACCAAAAGGAGGCAAAGGAGAUUGCAGGCACUGUAAGGGAAAGUAUGUCCAAAUCUCAUGCUGGGCAGAAAAGCAGAAGCUCCCUUCAGCUGCUAAAAAGUGUACAGAAGCUUCAGUCAACACUGAAAAAAGACGACAUUGUGUGGGAACAAUAAUUCUAAAAAUAAAGUUUUUGAAGCUGUCUGACAGCUAGUAAAUACUGAAUUUCACAGAGUAGCUUUUAAAAAUAAAAUAAAUAUAGCAUUUCUCAUUCUAAACUGUCUAAUAACUGGUAGGUCAGUUUGUUCACCUCUAUUAACUUUCAUGUAGCAUAGCUAUAAUUCCAGUACAUUGAAUUGUAAUGAAAUGUUUCAACAGAUUAAUUAAAUGCUUAUUAAUUAACUUGUCAAA
Molecule: messenger RNA, 2287 nt
Organism: Centrocercus urophasianus (Greater sage-grouse)
Lineage: Eukaryota; Metazoa; Chordata; Aves; Galliformes; Phasianidae
Gene: CEP57L1
Product: centrosomal protein 57 like 1
Exons: 11
Coding region: 574-2052 (492 amino acids)
Cellular component (GO): centrosome
Molecular function (GO): microtubule binding; gamma-tubulin binding; identical protein binding
Source: RefSeq, a predicted model, not a curated record